UUGACCUAAUAUACAUUCUCAGGUAAUGGACCCUCCUUUGUCACCUUCCUUCGCCCAGCGACUCAACUCGCACAGGCAGCGCUUCGCCGAGCGAGUUUCGGAGUUGAGAUCGAACCCUCAGAUGGGAUUGUACAGGCCAAGGUUUUUGCAUCCGCUCUAUGCCAGCGUGAAUCCCUUUGACGCCGACCUGGAUGAUCCGCAACGAGAUCAAAUCUACGACAGCGACAUGAUCACCACAGUGACGCCCAAUCACCGGAUCCAGGCUUGGGACAUUUCAGAUUGGAGCAUACCAAAUAUAGGGAUUGUUACGAGAAAUGUUGUGGUCAGUGAGUGCAAGAUUCACAAUGAUGCUAGUGUUGAUGUUGCUAAAGAUGGAACUAUUUUGGUGACCCUUUUGCCUUCCGGCGGUUAUUUGAAUGUCACUAAUAGGUUAGGUGAGUAG
This is a messenger RNA of Leptinotarsa decemlineata (Colorado potato beetle), 442 nucleotides long. RefSeq lists its product as uncharacterized. The record is from RefSeq and is a predicted model, not a curated record. Gene Ontology annotation, cellular component: intracellular membrane-bounded organelle; Cul4-RING E3 ubiquitin ligase complex. Lineage: Eukaryota; Metazoa; Arthropoda; Insecta; Coleoptera; Chrysomelidae. Gene Ontology annotation, molecular function: ubiquitin-like ligase-substrate adaptor activity; protein binding. Gene Ontology annotation, biological process: autophagosome assembly; mitophagy.